AUGUCCUUCGUCCCCAUUAAAGGCAAUCGGAUCCUACUACUCGCAAAGUACUGGGACUGGCCCGACUUCGACUCGAAGGGUAUCAAGUCAAGCUCUCUACACCUAUCAAUCCACGAAAUCCGCUCCGAUCUUCGUGUUGGUUCUGCUCUGUGGUCUUUCAACGGUAGCGUUGAUGGUCGCUUCGAUAUUCGUCAUUUGGAGCUGAUAAAAUCCACCGAAAAUGAAUUGGGAAUCACUUUUUGGGCGCCAUUUGACAACCAUUGGAAGCUGUUCGACGUGUCUACUACUGAAACCAACACCUCGAAUGAUUUUCCUCUAAUUGAGUCGGGGAGAAUUGAUUUUGAUCUAAAGUUGAAGUCGAAGCCGGAGGACGAUGAGAACCUCGUCAUACUAUCCCCUGACAUGCACAUUCUCCUCAACGUGGAUUUGGAGAACGGUCGACACAACGAAACGAUUGACAUUCACUAUUUGGAUUCUGGUGGUACAAGCUUUUCCUUCAUUACCUGCCUGUCUAUUCCCGUCGCAGAAACAGAAUUUUCACCAGAAUUUGCAUUUUCUGCUGAUGGGUCCACGUUUGCUGUGUCUAUGGAGCACGGCGGCGUAUUUGUUUGGGAUAUCCGAAGCAAAGUUCCUUUACAGACAUACAUGGAAUUCCCAGGCCCGCCCGAGUACUCUUCCCAGCCUCGUCGAUUCCCUCACUUUAGGAGUGGAAAUUUAGGAAAAGAAAUUUUGGUAUUUGCAGAGUAUGAUCGUGAUUCCCCUUCUGCAAUUAUUCAUGUGAUCGAUGCGACGUCGUUUGAGAUGGAAGAAAGGCUUAUCUUAAAGAAUGAGCACGGUGAUUGGUCUAGCCUUUUCUUUGAUCCAUGCGGGGGAACUCUGUAUGCAGAACUUCACGGCACAAUCUACGAGUGGGACCUGCAGAAAAAGGAGCCUGGUCCCGAAUGGUGGAUUGGGGAGGAGUAGGAUGUCCGGCUCGACAAAAGUACUGUUCAUUAUGCUGUUUGUAGUUCAUGAGAAUAAGUAACGAGUGUUUAAGAAAAA
Molecule: messenger RNA, 1041 nt
Organism: Laccaria bicolor S238N-H82
Lineage: Eukaryota; Fungi; Basidiomycota; Agaricomycetes; Agaricales; Hydnangiaceae
Exons: 3
Coding region: 1-963 (320 amino acids)
Molecular function (GO): protein binding
Source: RefSeq, a predicted model, not a curated record